Cryptomeria japonica (Japanese cedar) is the source of this 945-nucleotide messenger RNA. RefSeq lists its product as uncharacterized. The record is from RefSeq and is a predicted model, not a curated record. Bases 1 to 657 code for a protein of 218 amino acids. The transcript is spliced from 2 exons. Lineage: Eukaryota; Viridiplantae; Streptophyta; Pinopsida; Cupressales; Cupressaceae. Gene Ontology annotation, biological process: endosperm development; regulation of DNA-templated transcription. Gene Ontology annotation, molecular function: protein dimerization activity; DNA-binding transcription factor activity.
AUGUGCAGACGGUCAAGAGAUUCUAAGUUUGUGGCAAUGGCAGAAGAUCUAAAUCCUCUGUACUCUAAAUAUGAUCUGGAUCUGACUGGUGCUGUUAGGCUUGAUCAUAACAAUCUGGAUAAGGAAAAUACACAGCAGAUCAUCUCACAUUCAGGGGAAGUAAUGAAACGCAAAACAAAGGAGAGAAUAGCGUUAACUGAAAAAGUGAGAAGGCAAAAAAUGAGGAAUUUAUUGUCCACUUUGCAAUCUCUGCUGCCUAAUUCCACGAAUCCAAAGGGAGCAAGACAUUGCAUAAUAGAAGAAACGGGUAGAUAUAUCCAGAAUCUUCAAAGCAAAGCACAAGAGCUUCAAAAGAAGAAAGCCCAGUUAUUAAUGGAUCAGAAUUCCUCAGCCAUUGAUGUGGGUAUUGAGGUUUAUAACAAUGAAAUAGUUAUAAUAAGAAUUAGUGCUUCAAGAAUGCCUCGUUCUCUCUGCAAGAUUUAUGAAAUGGUUGAAAAGGUGGGUUUGGAGAUAGAGAGAGCAGAUGUUUACAGAGGGGAAUCCAUUGUCUUUCUCUAUUUCUACGGCAAAAUAGUUGUGAGCACAGAUGGCCGUUACUCAUCACAAAUGAGUAAAACCAGACCAUGUCUGAAGGCAACUCUACAGAAAAUUUACUAACUUUAUAUGUUGAAUAUAAGUGUAGAGCCAUAGGUUGUCAAGUAUAUUAUAAUCGCCACAUCCAUAUACUUUGUGGAAAACCUGGGUUCCUAUAUGAGCAGACCCUAAGUUUAGAAUGGUUUUCAGAUGUUUAAACAAAUUUAAGUAUGGAAGGGUGUUCAGAUGAUUUAUGCUUUGAACAUCACCAACGCUGAGAGUAAGGAAUGAUAUUAGGGUUAUUUAGUCUUCUUAUUUUGUAAUAUUUUGGUGUAAUGAUUAUAAUGUUUAAUGUUUAAUAAUUUUGGUAAA